Messenger RNA from Acomys russatus (golden spiny mouse), 3224 nucleotides. It is a transcript of the gene Cd44, whose product is annotated as CD44 molecule (Indian blood group). Lineage: Eukaryota; Metazoa; Chordata; Mammalia; Rodentia; Muridae. The record is from RefSeq and is a predicted model, not a curated record. Bases 187 to 2508 code for a protein of 773 amino acids. The transcript is spliced from 19 exons. Gene Ontology annotation, molecular function: cytokine receptor activity; hyaluronic acid binding. Gene Ontology annotation, cellular component: plasma membrane; macrophage migration inhibitory factor receptor complex; basolateral plasma membrane. Gene Ontology annotation, biological process: positive regulation of ERK1 and ERK2 cascade; inflammatory response; cell adhesion.
GCUCCCUCCCUCCCUCUUAGGUCACUCUUUCAAAGCCUGGAAUAAAAACCACAGCCAACUUCCGAGGCGGCCUCAUUGCCCAGCUGCCCCCCAGCCUGUGACAGGUUCCAUCCAGCCUCCUUGUCCCGUCCCGGUGACGACCUUUUCCCAGAGGCGCCUAGAUCCUUCGGUUUUAUCUCUCAAACCAUGGACAAGUUUUGGUGGCAAGCAGCUUGGGGACUUUGCCUCUUGCAACUGAGCCUGGCGCAACCACAGAUCGAUUUGAAUAUAACCUGCCGCUACGCAGGUGUAUAUCAUGUGGAGAAGAAUGGCCGCUACAGCAUCUCACGGACUGAGGCAGCUGACCUCUGCAAGGCUUUCAACAGCACCUUGCCCACCAUGGCCCAGAUGGAGCUGGCUCUAAACAAGGGGUUUGAAACAUGCAGGUAUGGGUUCAUAGAAGGGCAUGUGGUCAUCCCGAGGAUCAACCCCAAUGCUAUCUGUGCAGCUAACCACACAGGAGUAUAUGUCCUCACAUCGUCCAACACCUCCCGCUAUGACACGUACUGUUUCAAUGCCUCAGCUCCUAUUGGAGAAGACUGUACAUCAGUCACAGACAUACCCAAUUCCUUCGAUGGACCAGUGACCAUAACUAUUGUCAACCGUGACGGUACCCGCUACAGCAAGAAGGGUGUAGAGUAUAGAACACACCAAGAAGACAUUGAUGCAUCCAACACUAUGGAUGAGGAUGUCAGUAGUGGGUCAUCCAGUGAGAAGAGCACCUCAGAUAGCUACAUUUUACACACCUACCUUCCUACUGGCUACCCGACUGGAGACCAGGAUGAUGACUUCUUCAUGGGGAGCACCCAGCCCACCAUUGCCUCAACUGUGCACUCAAACAGCCAUGCAGCAACUCAGAAACAAAGUAAUUGGAUGUGGUUUUGGUUUGGUAAUUCACAAUCCACGACUCAGACUCAGGAGCCCACAACGACAGCAACUACAGCCUUGAUGCCCAAGAGGCAAGAAGCCCAGAACUGGUUUUCAUGGUUUUUUCAACCACCAGAGUCCAAGAGUCAUCUUCACACAACAACGAAGAUGCCUGGUAUGGACUCAAAUACCAACCAAGCAGGCUGGGAGCCAAAAGAGGAAAACGAAGAUGAAACAGACAAAUACCCCAGUUUUUCUGGAUCAGGCACUGAUGAUGAUGAAGAUUUUAUCUCCAGCACCAUUGCAUCCACUUCACGGGUUUCUGACCACACAAAACAAAAUCAGAACUGGACCCAGUGGAAGCCAAUCCAUUCAAACCCAGAAGUACGACUUCAGACAACCACCACGAUGACUGAUAUAAACAGAAAUAGCACCAUUGCUCAUGGAGAAAACUGGACCCGGGACCCACAGCCUCCUUUCAAUCACCAUGAGUAUGAGGAUGAAGAGGAGAGCCCACAUGCUACUAGCACAACUCCUAAUAGUAUGGCAGAAGAAGCAGCUACCCAGCAGGAGAAAUGGUUUGCGAAUGAAUGGCAGGGGGAGUACCCACCCACACCAAGUGAAGACUCCCGUGCCACAGAAGGGACAACUGCCUCAGCCCACAACAGCCAUCCAAGUCAAAGAAUGACAACACAGAGUCAAGAGGAUGCCUCCUGGACUGAAUUCUCCGACCCAAUAUCACACCCAAUGAGACAAGGCCAUCAAACAGAAAGGAAGGAUACGGACUUCAGUCAUAGUACAACCCUUCAGCCCACUGCAGCUCCAGAUUCUCAUUUGGUGGAAGACUUGAACAGGACAGGACCACUUUCAGUGACAACUCCACAGAGUCAUUCUCAGAACUUCUCUACAUCAAAUGGAGAGCUGGAAGAAGACAAAGACCAUCCAACAACUCCUAUUCUGCCAUCUAGCACUAGGAGAGGUGGUAAAGACGGAAGAAGAGGUGAAAGUCUUCCCAAAGGUGCAACUACUUCACUGGAAGGCUACACCACUCAUUACCCAGACACAAUGGAAAAUGGGACUCUCAUCCCAAUGACCCCUACUAAGACUGGGGUCUUUGGUGAAACUGAAGUGACUGUUGCGGCAGAUUCCGACUUUAAUGCUGAUGGCUCCCUAUCAGGAGACCGAGACUCAUCCAUGGACCCCAGUAGGGGUUCCCAACCUGUGACUCACGGAUCUGAAUCAGCUGGACACUCAAGCGGGAAUCAAGGUGGUGGGGCGAACACAACUUCUGGUCCUGGGAGGAGUCCUCAGAUUCCAGAAUGGCUCAUCAUCUUAGCUUCCCUCCUGGCGCUGGCUCUGAUUCUUGCCGUUUGCAUUGCUAUCAACAGUAGGAGAAGGUGUGGGCAGAAGAAAAAGCUGGUGAUCAACAGUGGCAAUGGAACAGUGGAGGACAGGAAGCCAACUGAGCUCAAUGGCGAGGCCAGCAAGUCUCAGGAAAUGGUGCAUUUGGUGAACAAGGAGCCGUCAGAGACUCCAGACCACUAUACGACAGCUGAUGAGACCCGGAAUCUGCAGAAUGUGGACAUGAAGAUUGGGGUGUAAUGCCUAUGCCAUUAACUUGAAAAGACACCAUAGUUGGAGAUAUGUCAUUACUGGGAGCUGGGACCCUUUAACAGAUGCAAUGUGCUACUGAUUAUUUUUAUUGGGGGAUAUUUUUUAGCAUAAAAUUUUCUAUGCCUUUUUAUUUUGUUUUUUAAGUGUGUUCCAAUUUAUGAAACUAGCAUUGCUUUCUGAAAAGAGGGCCCAAAGAAAACUCCAUUAAGAAUUUGACUCUUCCAGCUCCUUCUUAGAGGCCUUGCAUUCCCUGGGUAUGCUAUGGAUGGCUUCUACCAAAUGCAUAUUCUUGGUCCCUAUUGAACCUUCUCCCUAACCUAAGUUUCAGGUAACAGCCACUAGCUACGGACUUUCCCCAGAGCUUAGAGGGAUUGGUCUCUGGGAGGACAUUUGAAUGGGUCCAUAUUGUCACCCCAGCAGUCCAAUCCUUGGGCAUUGCUUUCCAGUGGGGUGGGAGAUCAGGUGUACUGGUUACACACCCUCUUUACAGACACUCCUCAGAUGGAAAAUUUUCAGAUGCUUCCAAGAGAUCCCCAAAGGGUGAUGCUAUUUAUCUGUAGUAAGCUAUUUAUCUUUGUUUUUGAAAUAACAAACCCUGGAGGUCCUUUGUUCAGUAUGACAUUUCGUUUUUGUUUUUGAUUUUUUUUUUUUUAGGUUACUUUGUCAGAAACAUAACAGGGGUACAAGUUGAUACAAUAAACACC